AUGGAAAAAUCUGAUUUUUCAAACUCGAAAAUACAUGAUUUUUACGAAGUGAAUGGUAACGAAAAUAUAGUUCCUUAUAUACACAAACAACAUUUUAUUGAACCAUAUGGUCUCUCUAGAGACCAUUAUCUUAUUCCCGACUUUCAUGCUAAGUAUGACUAUGAGCAUAUGCACUCAUAUCAACCUUAUGUAUCUUCGUGCUCAUUUAUCGAAAAUACAUUCCAACAGCAUCCAUAUCAGUAUAUUGAACCAGCGGGUUGCACUAAUUUAACCCCAACAUAUUUAAACACAAAUUAUGAUAGAAAUAUAAACUAUCAAAAUUACACAAAUCCUACAUUUUCAAAUCAAUUUGUAAUGAAUUCAAAUCAAUAUGUUUGUAAGUGGCAAACAGAACAUGAUGAAAAUAUUUAUUCCAAAAAUAUUUGCGGGAAAAUUUUUAUAUCACUUAAUGAUUUUGUUCAUCAUAUUACCGCAGAUCAUGUUGGUGGUUCAGAUAGAACAGAGCAUUGUUGUAUGUGGCUUGACUGUACUCGAACAUGCAAACCAUUUAAAGCCAAAUACAAGCUCGUUAACCAUAUUCGGGUUCACACCGGCGAGAAACCGUUUGUUUGUAAUAGUUGUGGAAAGUUUUUCGCUCGGUCUGAAAAUUUAAAAAUCCAUCAGCGAACUCAUACAGGUGAAUUUUUUUUCAAUAUUGAUUUAGGAGAAAAACCUUUUAUUUGUACAUUUGAUGGGUGUAAUCGACGUUUUGCAAACAGUUCAGACAGGAAAAAACAUUCACAUGUUCACACAACCGACAGACCAUAUUUUUGCAAAUAUAAAGAAUGCAAGAAAAGUUAUACUCAUCCAAGUUCUCUCCGAAAACAUUUGCGAAUGCACGAAGAAACCGAAAUGAUUGAGUACCAAACAAACAAAACGAACGUAAACAGAAAAGACGCAAAAUCUAAAUUUUAUGAUUCAAUUUCUAACGGAUCACAAAAUGAUUCUGAAAAUUCUUGUUUAACAAUUAAUGGAUCAAACACAUGUAACAUAUAUAAUCGAAAUUUUUGA
Messenger RNA from Octopus sinensis (East Asian common octopus), 1050 nucleotides. Its product is annotated as zinc finger protein ZIC 4-like. The transcript has a single exon. Gene Ontology annotation, biological process: regulation of transcription by RNA polymerase II; central nervous system development. NCBI's taxonomy places the organism in Eukaryota, Metazoa, Mollusca, Cephalopoda, Octopoda, Octopodidae. Gene Ontology annotation, cellular component: nucleus. The record is from RefSeq and is a predicted model, not a curated record. Gene Ontology annotation, molecular function: RNA polymerase II cis-regulatory region sequence-specific DNA binding; DNA-binding transcription factor activity, RNA polymerase II-specific. Bases 1 to 1050 code for a protein of 349 amino acids.